UUUGUUGUUCCCGUUUCUACUUAUAAGUUCCGGUUUCUGAUAACGUGAUGUGAUAACAUAAACAUAACCUAUCAACAACUCUCAAGCUCUCAACCUCUGUUUUCUGUUUUGACUUUUGAAUUCUUGAAAGAUUUUAUUUUAUUAUUCCUUGAUUUUUAUAUCUAAUUGUUUGUAAUGAUAAUGAAAAUUGGACAUAAUUCCUUAAUUAUCAAUAUUGAUUUCAUUAAUUUGUUGCUUGUUAUGUAACUAUCGAUUUCAGACCAGGGAAGACAAGUUUUAAAAAUUUCCACCAAAGUAAUUUAGAGUUGAAAGUGGACAAAAAUAAUAUUAUUAGGCAAGAAUUAUUUCUCUUUUAAACUUUUGUUAAAUCUACUAAUUUAGUGCUUAACAAGUUUUUGUAAGGUUGAUUUUAGCUCCUAUUGUUUUAGUGUGGGUUUAGAAUCAAAAAUGAAAUCUAUUUUGAUCACUGGUUGUAACAGGGGUAUCGGUUUAGGAUUUGUACAGCAUUUACUUAAAUCCGCAAAUACAGCAACAUCAAAUAUAUUUGCAACAUGUCGAAAUCCUCAACAAGCAAAAGAAUUAACAGAUCUAGCACAGAAACACGGCAAUCUCAAGAUACUUCAGCUUGAUGUGAAAGACUUUGACAGCUACAAGGAUGUUGUAAAGCAAGUGCAAGAUGUGGUUGGGGAUGCUGGUCUCAAUUUGUUGGUCAACAACGCCGGAGUUUCAUCGAAAUUCACCAGAGUCAAUUUGGUUAAAGCCGACCAGAUGACUGACAAUUUUCUAGUCAAUAGUGUUGCUCCACUCAUGCUUACAAAGGCUUCUCUAAAUGCCAUCACACGGUCGUUGAGCUUUGAUUUGAAAGAAGAUAAGGUACUUGUUGUGAGCAUUCACCCAGGCUGGAUCAAGACGGACAUGGGCGGCAAGCAAGCGCCUUUGGAAAUCGACCAAGCUGUUCCUCAAAUCAUACAGCUAUUCAACACCAUGUCACAAUCGCACAAUGGUGGAUUUUAUCAGUACGAUGGAAAACAGUUGCCUUGGUAGUUUUACAUAGAUUUAUAGAUGUGUAUUAUGUGUCAAAUAUUUUGUAAAUAUUUCCGUCAAAAUAUACAGUUUUUGUUUCGUCUUUUUCUCUUUAGGGCUACUUUAGUGAUUACUAACUUGUUGUGAUUGAAUAAUUUUAGAAAUGGUA
Nilaparvata lugens (brown planthopper) is the source of this 1192-nucleotide messenger RNA. Its product is annotated as C-factor. The coding region runs from base 448 to 1044 and encodes 198 amino acids. NCBI's taxonomy places the organism in Eukaryota, Metazoa, Arthropoda, Insecta, Hemiptera, Delphacidae. The transcript has 4 exons. The record is from RefSeq and is a predicted model, not a curated record.